AUGGGAUCGAAGCAAUGUCAGCAUCCGGCUCCGACCUAUCGCGUUUUAGAGACGUAUUGGGACAGCGAUGAGGAUGCUCCCGGACCUCGCUGCGGCCACACUCUCACCGCCGUCGCUGACACCAAAAAUCACGGCCCCCGCAUCAUCCUAUUUGGAGGCGCCACCGCUAUCGAGGGUGGCAAUGGCGGAGCCCCUGGCAUCCGGUUAGCUGGAGUAACGAAUUCUGUUCAUUCCUAUGAUGUUCUCACUAGAAAAUGGACCAGACUCCGACCGGCUGGUGAGCCGCCGUCUCCUAGGGCUGCGCAUGCUGCAGCAGCUGUUGGCACCAUGGUCGUGUUUCAGGGUGGAAUAGGUCCUGCCGGGCAUUCUACGGAUGAUUUGUAUGUGCUUGACUUGGCCAAUGAUAAAUACAAGUGGCACCGGGUUGUUGUUCAAGGACAGGGUCCAGGGCCAAGAUAUGGCCAUGUCAUGGACUUGGUGGCACAAAGAUACCUUGUUACCGUUAGCGGCAAUGAUGGAAAAUUAGUGCUGUCUGAUGCUUGGAUUUUGGACACAGCCCAAAAACCAUACAUGUGGCAGAAGCUUAAUCCAGGAGGUGAUAGACCUUCUGGUAGAAUGUAUGCAACGGCUAGUGCACGAUCAGAUGGUAUGUUUUUGCUUUGUGGUGGAAGAGACACUUCAGGCACGCCACUAGCAGAUGCUUAUGGACUGCUUAUGCAUAGGAAUGGGCAGUGGGAGUGGACUCUGGCACCGGGGGUUGCACCUUCCCCGAGGUAUCAACAUGCUGCGGUUUUUGUUGGUGCAAGAUUGCAUGUUACUGGGGGUGUUCUUAGGGGUGGACGAGCAGUAGAAGGUGAAGCAGCAAUUGCAGUACUGGACACUGCUGCUGGAGUUUGGCUGGAUAGAAAUGGGCUGGUGACUUCACGGAGCAACAAGUUGCAUGCUGAGGAUGCCUCUUUGGAGGUCAUGCAUCGUCAUCGCCAUGCAGCUGCAUCUGUUGGUGUUCGAAUAUAUGUUUAUGGUGGUCUUAGAGGAGAUACUUUGUUAGAUGAUUUUAUGAUUGCAGAAAAUUCUCCAUUUCAAUCUGACAUCAAUUCCCCAGUAUUAACAUCUGAAACAGCCUCAACAACAAGAAGUCCAAGUGCAAACACAAAUUCUAUGGAGAAAUUGGCUCAGGCAUCUGCUGCAGAAGCCGAGGCUGCUAAUGUUGUCUGGAGGGCAGCACAGGCAUCAGUUCACCCUGAAGAAGCUUCUGUAUCAGAUAACAAUUUGCAAGAUGCAGAGACCAUGUUGGAGGGAAGUGACAUCGAGGCUGAUGUUCGCCUUCAUACUAGAGCGGUUGUAGUUGCAAGAGAAGCUGUGGGGAACUUGGGGGGUAUGAUUAGGCAGUUAUCCUUGGACCAAUUUGAAAAUGAAAGUAGACGAAUGAUUCCAUUGCAUAAUGAUCUGUCACAUCCAAUCAGAAAGUUCAUGAGGCAGAAGUCUCCUCAAGGCUUGCAUAAAAAGAUCAUAUCUACUUUGCUUAAGCCUCGACAUUGGAAGCCUCCUGCUAACAGAAAGUUCUUCUUGGACUCAUAUGAAGUGAGUGAGCUUUGUUACGCCGCUGAGCAGAUAUUCAUGCAUGAGCCCACGGUUCUUCAGCUGAAAGCUCCUAUCAAAGUGUUCGGUGAUCUUCAUGGACAGUUUGGUGAUCUGAUGCCCGACAAACUACUUAUACCUAAAGGAUCCACUGCAGGAGACAUAACUUAUAUUGACUAUUUGUUUCUGGGAGACUAUGUCGAUCGAGGACAGCACAGCUUGGAGACCAUCACUUUGCUACUGGCUCUAAAAAUUGAAUACCCAGAGAAUUUUCACUUGAUACGUGGGAAUCAUGAAGCUGCUGACAUUAAUGCACUUUUUGGCUUUCGCAUUGAAUGCAUUGAGAGAAUGGGAGAGAGCGAUGGGAUAUGGGCUUGGACACGUUUCAAUCAAAUGUUUAACUGUCUUCCACUUGCUGCACUGAUUGAGAAGAAAAUAAUCUGCAUGCAUGGUGGCAUAGGUAGGUCAAUAAACACAGUAGAACAGAUAGAGAAACUCGAGAGGCCUAUAACAAUGGAUGCCGGGUCGAUAGUACUCAUGGAUUUGUUGUGGUCUGAUCCCACCGAAAAUGACAGUGUAGAGGGUUUGAGACCAAAUGCCAGAGGACCUGGUCUUGUCACAUUCGGGCCUGAUCGAGUCACAGAAUUCUGUAAGAAGAACAAAUUGCAACUAAUCAUAAGAGCACAUGAAUGUGUUAUGGACGGAUUCGAACGAUUCGCUCAGGGCCAGUUAAUCACUUUAUUUUCUGCAACCAACUAUUGUGGAACGGCGAACAAUGCUGGGGCAAUAUUGGUUGUUGGUAGAGGGUUGGUUGUUGUUCCUAAACUAAUUCAUCCAUUACCACCUCCUCUUCAGUCCCCAGAGACAUCCCCCGAGCGAUUUACGGAUGAUACAUGGAUGCAGGAGCUCAAUAUUCAAAGACCACCAACACCGACACGAGGUCGCCCACAGCCCAGCCUCGACCGAAAUUCACUUGCCUAUAUUUAA
Messenger RNA from Fraxinus pennsylvanica, 2565 nucleotides. NCBI's taxonomy places the organism in Eukaryota, Viridiplantae, Streptophyta, Magnoliopsida, Lamiales, Oleaceae. The record is from the annotation of a GenBank genome assembly.